Molecule: messenger RNA, 1058 nt
Organism: Terrapene triunguis (Three-toed box turtle)
Lineage: Eukaryota; Metazoa; Chordata; Testudines; Emydidae
Gene: TMEM120A
Product: transmembrane protein 120A
Exons: 12
Coding region: 19-1044 (341 amino acids)
Biological process (GO): fat cell differentiation
Cellular component (GO): membrane
Source: RefSeq, a predicted model, not a curated record
CACCCCGCCGGUGCCGCCAUGAGCCUCCGGGCCUCGGUCAGCGAGUGUCUGCGGGACUGGGAGGAGCUGCAGGGCGGCUUCCAGCACGUGCAGGAGGCCCAUAAGCAGUACAAGCAGAAGCUCGAAGAACUAACCAAGCUUCAGGAUGGGAUCUCCAGUUCCAUUGCACGGCAGAAGAAGCAGCUGAAGGAGCUGUCUCUCGCCUUCAAAAACUGCAAGUCCUCGAUAACCGCCGAACAGGAAGAGUCCAUCCGGGAGAUCCAGAGCCUCAUCAAAGAGAGGCAGAGCAUCUUCUUUGAAAUGGAGGCGUAUUUGCCAAAGAAGAAUGGGUUGUACCUGAGUCUGGUGCUUGGGAACGUGAAUGUGACUCUACUCAGCAAGCAGGCUAAGUUUGCUUAUAAAGAUGAGUACGAGAAGUUCAAGCUCUACCUCACCAUCAUCCUGCUCAUCAUCUCCUUCUCCUGCAGGUUCCUUCUCAACUCCAGGGUGACGGACGCCGUCUUUAACUUCCUGCUGGUCUGGUACUACUGCACCCUCACCAUCCGCGAGUGCAUCCUCAUCACCAACGGGUCCAGAAUCAAAGGCUGGUGGGUUUUCCAUCACUACGUCUCUACCUUCCUCUCGGGCGUCAUGCUGACUUGGCCGGACGGGCUCAUGUACCAGAUGUUCCGAAACCAGUUCCUCUCCUUCUCCAUGUAUCAGAGCUUUGUGCAGUUCCUCCAGUAUUACUAUCAGAGCGGGUGCCUGUACCGGCUGAGGGCGCUGGGGGAGAGGCACAACAUGGAUCUCACCGUGGAGGGCUUCCAGUCGUGGAUGUGGAGGGGCCUCACUUUCUUGCUGCCAUUCCUCUUCUUUGGCCAGUUCUGGCAGCUUUACAACGCGGUCACCCUCUUCCAGCUGGCCAGACAUCCGCAGUGCAAGGAAUGGCAGGUUCUCAUGUGCGGGCUCCCCUUCUUGGUGCUCUUCGUGGGGAACUUCACCACCACCCUGCGGGUCGUCCAUCAGAAAUUCCAGAACCAGAACCAAGACGCUAAGGCCGAGUGACAAGAGGAGCUGAU